UUAUCUUUCCCAGUUUGAAGGUGUGAGAGGCGACCCGAGCUCGCCCGGUCUGCCACCGUCGCUAUAAUAUGAUAUACGAGCACAAAGUCCCGCUGAGUCCUAGGCUAAAAAUGGCGCCAGGCUGAGUGUGUGGUAAUGCGCUGAUAAAGCCAUGGUAUAUAGACGUGUGUGGCAACGGCUAGAGUAAUAGAAUAUUAUAACAAGGUACAUUACACAGAAUGGACGGGAGCCAGUAUUGCAUUUUAUGGAAUAACUACCAUGGGUCACUUGUGAACACACUAAGUGGCUUACGACGGGAAGGUGAUCUGGUUGAUGUUACAGUUGUCUGUGGAGAUGGCAACAAGAUUCGCGCGCAUCAGCUGGUUCUGGCUGCAUGCUCAUCUUACUUUCGAGAUUUCUUAAGGGACAACCCCUCAAAACACCCCAUUGUGCUUUUGCCCAUGGAGAUUCGUUACCCAGAAUUGAAGGCCAUGGUGGACUUCAUGUACUCAGGACAAGUGUGUGUAAACCAGGAGCGUCUCCAAGCAUUCAUAAGAGGUGCUCGAUAUUUACGAAUCAAAGGUCUUGAGGACAAUGCUGAUGACAGUGAUAUUGAGGACAUGGCACCAGAAAUGGAAAAUGAGAAACCAACUGUGGGAGGAGUUUCCAAUGCCAGUGGGGUGACGGCAGGAAGUGGCGGAGAUUCUGCUGCCACCACCACUGUCAAGGGACGGCGUGUUAAGGAUCACCGCUACACGCAACAUGUGGAUUUAGGCGACUCGGAUGAGAACCGUGAGAAAUGGGAAGUUGUGGAACGCAAGCCUGUCAUUCUUCCACGAUCACAGCCACCACCACCACCUGGUACAGGACUCAGAAGACGACGAAGAGCACGGUCAGCUCUGCGUAAACGAGCCAUGCAUCUUAGUAACAACAUAGUUUGUUAUGAGCAGCGUACUGAUGGAUCAGAUGGUGGCCAGGAUCGCACAGAGCCAAUUAACAAAAUCAGAAGACUUGGAUCACCUGGACAUUUCCACGAUGAUGAUCUUGAUAUAUGUACCUGCACGUCUCGCAAGAUCUGGUCAGUCCGCGACACCGAGGCACUACUGAAAGUGUGGAGGGAAACGCUCACUCAGGUGCCACCUUCGUACUUCAUCCGAUCAAUGGCAUUGUGUAAACGGGUGGCUCGUAGACUGCAGGGUCGAGGUAUCCAAAAGAGUUGGCGACAGUGUCAGGUGAAAAUGAAAAAUUUACGUCGGGAAGUGCGUCUGUAUAAAGAAUCUGUUGGACGAAGUAGCUCACGCAAGCCGUCCGAAGUUGCUACAGCUUGUGAAAAGCUUCUUCCAGAUAUUGAAGAUAUUUUCAAUAAAGAGGAGGAAAUCCGUCGGGAGUGGUAUCAGAUGCGUGCAGAAGAAAGACUAAGAGCAGAAGGACGGUUGGUAGAUGGUGAAGCGGCACCGGCAGAUAUACUAGCACAGGUUGCUGUUUUGGCAGACUCGGAUUUGUGCGAUGAAGACACAGAUGCCCAAGACUGUGUCCAGGCAGACGGCAUGGAAACAGAAGGGGAUGGGGGUGCAUUCACAGAGGGGGAAGGAUUCACAGAGGGUGAAGGGGGAUUUGAAGGAGACGUUGACACACAUGUAGUUCAUGCCCAAGCUGAGACUGCAGUUCACCACAUUGUUGAGGAUGUAACCUUGCAGGUGGUCACCAAGCAAGAGCCUCAGUCUGGUGCAGAGAUGUAAAACUGUCAGAAUGUUUGUGUGAAUAUAUUUAAGGUGUUAUAAUAUUAUACUAAGCCUUUGUUAUAAUCAUUAAUCUGCUUAAAAAUUAAAAGGUUUCAAAAGUGUU
Molecule: messenger RNA, 1824 nt
Organism: Procambarus clarkii (red swamp crayfish)
Lineage: Eukaryota; Metazoa; Arthropoda; Malacostraca; Decapoda; Cambaridae
Biological process (GO): regulation of transcription by RNA polymerase II
Cellular component (GO): nucleus
Molecular function (GO): protein binding
Source: RefSeq, a predicted model, not a curated record